Molecule: messenger RNA, 8831 nt
Organism: Schistocerca serialis cubense
Lineage: Eukaryota; Metazoa; Arthropoda; Insecta; Orthoptera; Acrididae
Product: inositol hexakisphosphate and diphosphoinositol-pentakisphosphate kinase
Exons: 26
Coding region: 1863-6812 (1649 amino acids)
Biological process (GO): inositol phosphate biosynthetic process; inositol metabolic process
Cellular component (GO): cytosol
Molecular function (GO): diphosphoinositol pentakisphosphate kinase activity; 5-diphosphoinositol pentakisphosphate 1-kinase activity; inositol hexakisphosphate kinase activity
Source: RefSeq, a predicted model, not a curated record
UCCUUUCAUGGUUCUUUUCCCUAUAUUCUCUGAUACUUCGUGUUCCACUUUACCGGAACAGCUUCUGAUUUAUUCACAUUUUUAUCACUUGUUCUACCUGCAUCACUGGUGGCACUUCUGAUUGCUCCAAAGCAGUUAUGGUGGUAGGAAUAAAUCCAAAAUUUUAUUUUAUGGAUGGAAGUUUGUCUGAAAUUUUAACAUUAUACUUUGAUUCUAGUCCAAUUGUGAAGAGGCUUCACUGCUGUCGAUUGAUUCAAUGAUGCUUUUCACAACAUUGGAUAGUGGCAGUAACAGUGGCAGGGGCUUUCAAAAAUACCUUUUUGACACACUCAAUAAAUUUGUCAACAUCACUGAAUUUACUACAAAUCUCUUCUGCAACUCUCCUUCAGGCAUCAGCUAAACAAGUCACAUAUACUAUUUUACUGUAUAAUGGUUUUAAUGAAUUGGCAUCUUUCUCCAUAUAAGGUUCAGCAUCCAUUACGAAGAGUGAUACAUCGUCAUGCUUUAUACCUUCCGGCCACAUGGUAUGUGUAGGUCUGUCAAGCAAUUUACUAAUCUUGGAAAAAAGUACUUUUUUUCUAAAUUUUCAGUUUCUGAUAAACUUUUCACAUGGACUACCUUCUUCCGAAGUUUCCACAGUGACAUUUGCGAUAUUUCUCCACAUAGAGUCUGUGCUUUUAAUAGUUGAUACCCAUAUUUUAUUAUUCACGACCUUUUGUCUGAAUUCUUGCAUUGUUUUCUGGUAGCUUCUGCUGACAGUCAUUUCUUAAUGUGGAAGAAUAGGGAAAAAUUUUCAUGUGCAUUUUUCUAAGAAUUCAUGAUAUAUAUUUGAUGGUUCAGGUUACUGAAGGGAAUGUUAGCACACAGGAAGACUGUACAAAGUUCUUCACAUAAUGGUGAAUAAAAUUGGUGGAAUUCCCUUAGGAGCAUUUACAGCAGUGUUUUUCCAUUUUCAAUCUGUUGUACACCAAGUUUGUGUUCUUCUGUUGCAACAGGCUGCUGAACAUUAAAUGAGUUCUCUGCAGUUACUCCUAUGUUUACGAUACAGAAUUUUUACCAUGAGUCAGAAAUGCUUUCUUACUGAACUGAGACAUGUACUGUUGUAAUACUGUUGAAUACUUUGCUUCUUAUUAGACAUUUUUUCUGAACUAAGUUGCACACACUUCUGACUUAAAGACUGAAUAACAAAAUGAGACGCUUGUCUGCAGUCCAGGGUCCAGAAUGUCUUAAGCAACUACCUAUUCAUAGAGUAAGGCUAAAGUCCAUAUUGUGAAUUAAAAGAAAAUAGGGGAGGAAGGUAUAUAUUUGCAAAUUUUCAGGAAACAAAUAGAGGUGACAUAGAAGAAAGAUAUUACAUGAUAAAUGUUCUUCUUGAAAGUGUGAAUAUAUAAUCAAUAUGAUCAUUUACUGUCUGAAGUAUGCCCAACCUAAGAGAAAUGGCUAUAUAUCCAUAAGUAUGACUUAACAAAUUACAGUAAUUCAUUUAGUUUUUUCAUAACAAUCAUUUGUGUGUAUUUAAGGAAAAUGGUGGUCAUGCUGAAAAUAUAUGCCCUAUUAUAAAAAUCCUAGCCCUAAUGAUGACUAUGCCAUAGUUUUUACUUUUGAUUUUGUUUAUCCAUUAAUGGUAGUUCAUUUCUCGAUAUUUUUUUCUCUUCAAAUUGUGCAAGGUUCUAAAAAUAAUUUUAUUAGUUCUUAAUUUAGUGUAAAUGCUGAAGACAAAAGCUGCAAGUAAAUGAUUGGAGAGAAUUUGAGAGUAGCCUUUUUUAUGGUCUCCAGUUGUCAGGUGUUGUAAAUGAAUGCUUAAGUGUGAAGUUCAUAAAUGAAGUGCUAAUUAAAGUAAAUCAGUCAAACAUUUGUGAUAAAUGGUUGCUUACAUGAAUUUCAAUGUCACAUCUGUAGCAUUUAACGAACGGAGAGUGAUGGACGAGUGGUUAUGGUGGAAGGAUUGGUGGAGACUCAGAGAGUGGAUUGUCAGGGAUGACAAUCUUGUCUACUGUCAAGAUGAAGGCAAUCUGACAGAAUACAGAGAAGAUGGCGGUGGAGACACUAAACAAGUUGUUGUUGGUGUAUGUGCCAUGGCAAAGAAAUCACAGUCAAAACCGAUGAAAGAAAUCCUGACAAGACUUGAAGAAUUUGAAUUUAUUAAAAUUGUGAUAAUACCUGAAGAAAUUAUUCUAAAAACAUCUGUGGAACUUUGGCCAAAGUGUGACUGUCUUAUUUCCUUUCAUUCGAAGGGUUUUCCAUUAGAUAAGGCUAUUCAGUAUGCUAAUUUAGUAAAACCCUUUAUAAUUAAUAAUCUGCAUAUGCAAUAUGAUAUACAGGAUCGGAGAAAGGUAUAUUCCAUUUUAGAAAAGGAAGGAAUUGAAAUACCACGUUAUGCUGUCCUGGAUAGAGAUUCCCCUGAUCCAAAACAUCAUGAACUUGUGGAAUCUGAAGACCAUGUUGAAGUUAAUGGGAUCAUCUUCAAUAAACCAUUUGUUGAAAAGCCAGUUUCUGCUGAAGAUCAUAAUAUUUAUAUAUAUUAUCCAACUUCAGCAGGGGGAGGAAGUCAAAGACUGUUCAGAAAGAUUGGAAGCAGAAGCAGUGUAUACUCAGCAGAAUCAAGAGUCCGCAAGACAGGUUCAUACAUUUAUGAAGACUUUAUGCCAACUGAUGGCACUGAUGUGAAGGUGUAUACUGUUGGCCCUGACUAUGCCCAUGCAGAAGCACGUAAAUCCCCAGCUUUGGAUGGCAAAGUUGAACGUGACAGUGAAGGAAAGGAAAUUAGAUAUCCUGUGAUAUUAAGCAAUGCAGAGAAGCUGAUAUCAAGAAAAGUUUGUUUGGCAUUCAAACAGACUGUUUGUGGAUUUGAUUUGCUGAGAGCCAAUGGAAAAUCUUUUGUUUGUGAUGUGAAUGGAUUUAGUUUUGUCAAAAAUUCUAACAAGUAUUAUGAUGACUGUGCCAAAAUAUUGGGCAAUAUGAUUCUUCGUAAGCUUGCCCCAACACUCCAUAUACCUUGGUCUAUACCAUUCCAACUUGAUGAUCCACCAAUUGUGCCAACAACUUUUGGAAAAAUGAUGGAGCUGAGAUGUGUUGUUGCUAUUAUUAGACAUGGAGAUCGGACUCCAAAACAGAAAAUGAAGGUUGAAGUUCGACAUCCAAAGUUUUUUGAGAUAUUUGAAAAGUACGAUGGUUAUAAAGAUGGCCAUGUUAAAUUGAAACGCCCAAAACAGCUGCAGGAAAUACUGGACAUUGCUCGAUCUCUUCUGAGUGAGAUUGAGCUAAGAGAAGCUGAUCCAGAAAUUGAAGAGAAACAAGGAAAAUUAGAACAACUGAAGAGUGUUUUGGAGAUGUAUGGGCACUUCUCAGGGAUUAAUCGGAAAGUGCAGAUGAAAUACCAACCAAAAGGGAGACCACGAGGCUCAAGCUCUGAUGAUGAUGUGCCCAAAGAGCCAUCCCUUGUCCUAAUUCUAAAAUGGGGUGGUGAAUUGACACCGGCUGGUAGAAUACAAGCCGAAGAGCUGGGAAGGAUCUUCCGCUGCAUGUAUCCAGGAGGACAAGGUAGACAUCUGAGUGGUGAAUAUGCUGGAACACAAGGCCUUGGAUUACUGCGCCUGCAUUCAACUUUCCGUCAUGAUCUUAAAAUAUAUGCAUCAGAUGAAGGACGGGUGCAAAUGACAGCAGCUGCUUUUGCUAAAGGCUUAUUGGCACUUGAAGGAGAACUCACACCAAUCUUGGUCCAAAUGGUGAAAAGCGCAAAUACGAACGGUUUAUUAGACAAUGAUUGUGAAUCAAGCAAAUACCAAAAUAUGGCCAAAGCUCGUCUCCAUGAACUUAUGCAAAAGGAUGCUGACUUCACAAAAGAGGACCGUGAGAAGAUUAAUCCGUGCAAUGCAAUAAGUAUCAACACUGCAUUGGACUUUGUGAAGAACCCUGUUAAGUGCUGUGAGCAUGUCCAUCAACUGAUUCAAAAACUGAUGAAUAUUGUAAGGAUUAAAAAAGAUGAUGUGAAAACUAAAGAUGCUGUCCUUUACCACGGUGAAACAUGGGAAUUGAUGGGUCGUCGCUGGGGAAAAAUAGAAAAAGAUUUUUGUACAAAAAAUAAAACUUUUGACAUAUCUAAAAUACCUGAUAUUUAUGACUGUAUAAAGUAUGAUCUGCAACACAAUCAACAUACUCUGCAGUUUGAGCAGGCUGAAGAACUUUAUAUAUAUGCAAAGUAUUUAGCAGACAUUGUAAUACCACAGGAAUACGGCUUAACAGUCCAAGAAAAACUUACCAUAAGUCAAGGCAUAUGUACACCGCUCCUCAAAAAAAUACGUGCAGAUCUGCAAAGGAAUAUUGAGGAAUCUGGCGAAGAAACUGUCAAUCGUUUAAAUCCGAGAUACUCCCAUGGUGUUUCAAGUCCUGGUCGCCAUGUUAGAACGAGGCUGUAUUUUACCAGUGAGAGCCAUGUACAUUCACUUCUAACCGUUCUGAGAUAUGGUGGUUUACUUGAUGUUGAAAAAGAUGAACAAUGGCGCCGGGCAAUGGAGUAUGUUAGCAUGGUCUCGGAACUGAAUUAUAUGUCCCAAAUUGUAGUUAUGCUGUAUGAAGAUCCAACUAAAGACCCAUCUUCAGAAGAAAGGUUCCACGUGGAAUUACAUUUCAGUCCUGGUGUCAAUUGUUGUGUUCAGAAAAACUUGCCUCCAGGCCCAGGGUUCAGGCCACACAGCAGAAAUGAGACUGGGAGCACACCUUCAGUGACAGAUGAAAUGCCUUCUGCUGGAAAUGGUACCCCAGGAACACCAGGAAGCCCUUCCCAAAGCAGCUCAGUUGAAGAAACUGCAAUCCAGGUGCCAGAGUAUGAAGCACAGCCAGACAUUUCAUCAGCACAUAGUCCACCAUCAGAAAAGGCUGAUGAAGAAGAAGAGAAUUACAACUCAAAAGCUACUUCAUCUCAGCCGAUACCUAUAAGGUCACCAUUGGCAAAAGGAAUCAGCAGUACUGAGGCUUCAGAGUUGGCAUUACGUCUGGCAUGUGAAGUUUAUGGCCAACAGAGCAACAGGAGCUCAUCAUAUGGGGGUGAUGAACCACCGAGUCCUGAUGGUGAAUUCCGCUCAAAGAGCUAUGAAAAUAGGAGGAGAGAGAGAAGUGCAGUCAAAAGAGCAUCUGCAAAAUUCACAAAUUUUGGAAAACAUUGUUACCUAACACUUCCAUCGCCUUUAUCGCGUUCAAAGUCUUCCCCAAGCCUUAUGCCUAAACCCGCACCUGUUGUAGAAACAAUCCCUACACCAUCUUUUUCAGAUCGUAUUGCAUCAUGGCGGCACAACGCACAGAAAGAGACCUGUUAUCUUAGGAUGCUGGGAUUCCCUGUUGAAGGUUCUGGAUUUAAACUGCAGAGGAAAGUGGGUGCUUCUACAAGGAGCCUUUUCAGCACUGCAGUCAUUAGUGGGUCAUCUAGUGCUCCCAAUUUACGAGUUUCAACUGUUUCUAAUGUUUCUGCAAUUGAAGGGUGUGGUGGAGUGCCCCCCAUACGGCCUCUAGAGACUUUACACAAUGCUCUGUCACUGAAACAACUGGAUUGUUUCCUAGAGACUGUUACAUCUGCACCUCUGUUUCGCUCACCGUCAUCUUCGCCUCCAAAUUUUCCAUCUACACCACAUUCGUCACUGGUUCUUCAUCACUUGCCAUUGCAGUCUCCAAGCAGUAGUUUACAGUGGAGUGGUCCACCUUCAUUUGUAUCCAGCAGUGGAGCUUCCUCACCAAAUGGAGCUGAGUUUUCCAUGCGAGAUGCAAUGACUGUGGAAAACCGUGAUAGACCUGAGAAUGUAAUUACUACUAAAGGAUAUGACUUCACUGCUGCAAUGGCACAAAUUUUUCCAACAGUAUUUGAUCAAGAUUUGUGUGAUAUAAAUAUAUCAGACCAUGGAAAUGCAGAUACCUCCAGAGCCAUAAUGAGGGACACUUUUAAUGUGAGUGGAAUUUACAGUUGCCGAAAUAUGGGGUCCUUCAGUGGGAGUGAAUGCCUGUCUGGCCUCGAUAGUCGAGAUGGUGCUGACAGUGGUGAAGUAACUCCUGUUUCUGUCUCUGCAAGUUCUGAAUUUGAAUUUGAUGGGUACUUCUCUAACAUUGAAUUAGAUACUUCAGAUUCUACUGUAAUAGAGAAUGUACCCAGCACUGUAAGACAAGAUAGUGUACAAGAAACUCAGGAAAAUGCUGUAGUGAGUUUCUCUGCAAAGUCAGUUGUAGAUUCACUCGGAACCUUUACUGUUAAGGACACUAUUGCAAGCAAGAAAGAUAGAAGUAUAGGACUUGAUGGGGCCAAGUUUUUAUCUUGGCUUGAAACGACUGAUGUUUCAGAAGCUCGUGAGAGGCAGGGACCUGAGGAGUAUACAUUGGAUGCUGAAAAUAUGGUAGAUGCUGAAAUUGAUGUUACAGAUGAAGAAGACAAGACAAUAACAUCAUCUAUGACCUCCACCUCACCUGCAAGGAAAACUAUCUUUCAGGUGUUUGGUGACAAUGCACUACGAGCUUCAUGUAAUCCGGCAGAAUCAGACGCUAUGGCGGGGGGAGAGCCUGUGCCAGAACAUAACACUGAGAAAAAAUGUCCAUUUUCCAUACACUCCAGACUGUAUGUGUGGCCUAGUGAUUGUGGAGACAGUUCUAGAUCCCAGUCAGAUAAUAACAUUCAUGUGUGGGACUCUUCUUUAGCCAUUGAGGUACCAAGUGAGAAAAUAAAGUCGGAGCCAGCUUUAUCCGAGGCUGUUGUGGAGCAAGCAGCUGCAAACUGUGAACAGUUGCAUUCACUUCCUGAUAGUUUAGAUGUAAGUGAAAAACAAGAUGUUGUUUAGAUGACACAGUUUUCAUUAGAUAUGCAAAGAAUAUGAGUGAGAUAUUCACUUUGUGAAACCUAACUGAUAAUACAUGAAUUAAACUCUUAUGCUUCCAUGAAUUUAAGCAGGAAGUAUACAUGAUGUGUGAUGGUAAAAGUAAGAAAAAAUCAAAAUACAGUUCUUGAGACCUGACAGGAUGAAGUUUUGUUAGUUUUCUUAGUGUCUUCAAUGCAUUCCGGUCUGUCAUUGGCUGGAAUGAUACUGGCAAUUCUUGCUCAUUUCAUUGAUGAUAUGUAAAUAGUGCAAUAAUAUAUACAAGCACAGUGUGUUUGCAGGCUGAUUUUUUUAAGGCUCCUCUUUUGAUUCGGUGUUCUGUCAUUAAUAGAAAUUGUAAUCAUAGUGAUUAGCUCUAUUUUAUUACGUGGAACUGAAAGUAAAGAACAUUGUGUUAUUAACAAGAGAUAGUUUAGCUAGAAUUAUUAGAAGUAAAAUGUUUCUACAAAUUUUGUCUGUGGCACCAUUGACAGACUGAUGAUUCAUGUAGUUGCUUUAUUUUUAUGUGAGCUACAGGAGUGUAUGGUGAAAAAUGUUUCACAAUUAUUUUGAAUAAUUACCUAUGUGAGAUGGAUAACCAACAUCUCAUUUAUAAAGGUCUCAUAGAGGGGGACAGUGGGAGAGAAUGUUUGUCAAAUAGCUACUGAAUUCUCCCAAAGUAAAAGAGCAAUCCAUGAAAGGUGGUUUUUAGAGCCACUUCUUUCUCCCUCUUCUCUCUCUCCUGCCUCUUCCCUUUGCUCCCAUUCAGUCUCCUUUGAGCACAGUGACAACUGUGUUCAACACAUAACAUUCAUUUUGGAUAGGAAUAGGGUUCAACUCCUUGUCUGGCCAUCCUGAAUUAGGUUUCUUGUCAUUUCCGUAAAUCGAUUAACAUGAAUGUUGGUAUGGUUUCUUUCAAAACAUGUGGUCAACAUCCUUGCUCCAUCUCUGAUGACAUCAUUGACCCCUAAUCUUCCAUUCUGUCCUCUUCCCUCACACUUCAAUUCUUCUUCCAUUUCACUUGCUCUCCUCCUUUCUGCUCUAUCUUUCUCUGCCAUUUCAUCCUCCUUCCAUGUUCUUCUUUCUUCCUCUCACCCUAAUGUCACCUCCCCCCCCCCCCCUCUCUCUCUCUCUCUCUCUUACUGAAAAAAAUCUCCAUUGAGAGGUUUGCUAAUUUUAAGUGUUUAUGAUUUAUGUAAGGCUGUUUUUUUGGGAAAAACCUUGUAUGUAUGAUGCUACCUGCCAAAGUGUAAAUGUUUUGUUGUUUGUGAUUAUUUUAUCUAAUGCUCACAGAAUUGUUGUAAUAUUAUGGAAGAGGGAGGGAGAGGGAUAGAGAGAACAAUUUUGUUACAAUCUGGUUAAGUAAGCAGAUGCGGAUUAUAUAUAUAAGUGUUGUAUGGAACAUAUAUGUGAUAAAAGUGCUGUGUGUGUAUCUGACAUAUAAUUUUUGUGGAUAAACACUCUCAGUUAGUAGAAGGAAAGAGAGUGACAGAAGCAUUUGACUGUGUGUAUGUAAUCAAGUGAGUAUUAAGACAGAUAUUGAAGGCUUGACUUUGAGUUUUCUGUGCGAAUAAAAUUUCAGUGAAAUUUAAUGGAGAGAUUAUUAUAUUUGCAGCUGCAAAACAACUCACUUGGGCGUCAUGAACAUGUUUGUUCUUGAAAGUGGGACAAUUUUUAUGAUGCAAAGAUUAAGAUUAUAAUUAUGAAUCUUCUAUGGAAAAUAUUGGUGAUAAAAGGGCUGUGGUAUGUAUAAUUUUCACGGAGAGGUGCUAUGAGUUAGUAGAAGGAAAGACUCGUGAACAGAAAAAAAACUGACAGUAUUUAAUGGCUUCAGUGAAAUGUAGUAAAUAGUGCAGUAGUGCAGAGUUGUUAUUUAAUGGUGGGAGUUAGACAACUAGUUUUAACUUUCCUGUACUAUAUGACAGUUUCCUCUGAAAUGUAAAUAAUAUAUGAUUGUUACUGUUGUUUGUUCAAGAUAUUUGAAUAAAGCAUACAGACAGCAUU